GUUGGCAGUGAUUUCUGACGAUUUGAUUGGUUUAGGCAGGCUGACUACCGCUCAGUGCAGCUCGAAUCCGCUCUACACCGACUCAACGUAUGCAAAGGAAAGCCUAGGAACCAAAGAUUCACAAAGUAAAAUUUUAGGAUUAAAAUGGAAUCCAGAAGAGGACACACUAGGAAUUAGUAUGGAAGCAGUGCUAGAUGUGAAGAAUGGUAAAGUGACGAAGAGGGAAGUCCUAAGCAGACUGUCAAAGGUAUAUGACCCACUGGGUAUUGUGGGCCCAGUUGCAGUUACUGCAAAACUGAUAUUCCAAGAUAUCUGCAAGGAAAACAAGGAUUGGGAUGAGCCAGUAAGCCCAGAGAUUGAAAUGAGAUGGAAGAAAUGGAUGCAAGCUGUUUCAAGGUUGACUGAACUCAAGAUUCCCAGAUGCAUUAUGCCAGCAAUCGGUGGACCAAAGAAGAUUUCAAUUCAUGUUUUCGGUGAUGCAAGCAAGGCUGCAUAUUGCACUGCUGUAUAUCUUGUAUGGCACCAUGAAAACCAGUCAGGUGCACACCUUGUUACUGCAAAGACAAGGCUACCUCCAAUAAGGAAAGAGAUGACAAUACCCAGGUUGGAACUAACAGCAGCAAGGAUCGCAGCACGUUUGUUGAAAACAGUCAGAGAAACUCUAAAGAACUGGGAGCCAGAAGAGUUAGUUCUGUGGUCUGACAGCAGCACAGUGCUACAUUGGCUAGAGAAUCGAGGUCAAUACAGACAGUUUGUCCAGCGAAGAGUAGACUAG
Rhopilema esculentum is the source of this 775-nucleotide messenger RNA. Lineage: Eukaryota; Metazoa; Cnidaria; Scyphozoa; Rhizostomeae; Rhizostomatidae. The record is from RefSeq and is a predicted model, not a curated record.